AUGGAAGUUAAUACCGGAGUACACGACGGCUUCACUCCCGUUAAGGAUGGAAAUGAAGGUUAUGCUUCUUCUGGAGGAUACAGCCAGAUUUCCUCCAUGGAUUCCCCCCCGAAGUACCACUUCAAGUUUUCUGUGAAUGACAGCAAAAGUGGGGAUGUGAAGAGCCACGAGGAGACCCGAGAUGGCAAGUACGUCCAGGGCAAAUACUCAGUUCUCCAACCUGAUGGUCUGACAAGAACAGUGAAUUAUCAUACGGACGACUGGGGCUUCAAGGCAGAUGUUGCCUAUGCAUGA
Darwinula stevensoni is the source of this 294-nucleotide messenger RNA. NCBI's taxonomy places the organism in Eukaryota, Metazoa, Arthropoda, Ostracoda, Podocopida, Darwinulidae. The record is from the annotation of a GenBank genome assembly.